This is a messenger RNA of Orcinus orca (killer whale), 1464 nucleotides long. It is a transcript of the gene RFC4, whose product is annotated as replication factor C subunit 4. Lineage: Eukaryota; Metazoa; Chordata; Mammalia; Artiodactyla; Delphinidae. Gene Ontology annotation, molecular function: ATP hydrolysis activity; DNA binding; ATP binding. Gene Ontology annotation, biological process: DNA-templated DNA replication; DNA repair. Bases 309 to 1403 code for a protein of 364 amino acids. The transcript has 11 exons. The record is from RefSeq and is a predicted model, not a curated record. Gene Ontology annotation, cellular component: DNA replication factor C complex; nucleus.
CGUUUGACGUGCGACGUGUUCCCGCCCUGCCUUUCGCCGCUGUUCGGUGGCGGGAACUCAGGCUGCUUGCUGACGGCGGCUACCGUAAGGGUUUCCCCCCGCCAUUCUGGCGGCUCGGGGCUUCCUGGGCCUGAGAGUCUCCGCUUGGGGAACGGGGCUAAGACUUCGCGACCACCUCGUCCUUUCCCUGCUGCGGAAACCUCAGGAACGAGCCGGUGGCGUCCUAGCUCUCAAGACGUGCAGCUAAAAGGCCCAGGCAGUGCCGGAGGACACACGCGGGGAGCCGGGGAGAACAGGGUGAAGUAACCAUGCAGGCAUUUCUAAAAGGCACAUCUAUCAGCAGUAAACCACCAUUGACUAAGGAUCGAGGAGUAGCUGCCACUGCCAGAAGUAGUGGAGAGAACAAGAAAGCUAAACCUGUUCCGUGGGUGGAAAAAUAUCGCCCAAAAUAUGUGGAUGAAGUUGCUUUCCAGGAAGAAGUGGUUGCAGUGCUUAAAAAGUCUUUAGAAGGAGCUGAUCUCCCUAAUCUCUUGUUUUACGGCCCACCUGGAACUGGAAAAACAUCCACUAUUUUGGCAGCAGCUAGGGAACUCUUUGGGCCUGAACUUUUUCGAUUAAGAGUUCUUGAGUUAAAUGCAUCUGAUGAACGUGGAAUACAAGUAGUUAGAGAGAAAGUGAAGAAUUUUGCCCAAUUAACUGUGACAGGAAGCCGUUCAGAUGGGAAGCCAUGUCCUCCUUUUAAAAUUGUGAUCCUGGAUGAAGCAGAUUCUAUGACCUCAGCUGCUCAGGCAGCUUUAAGACGUACCAUGGAGAAAGAGUCUAAAACCACCCGAUUCUGUCUCAUCUGUAACUAUGUCAGUCGAAUAAUUGAACCUCUGACCUCUAGAUGUUCUAAAUUCCGCUUCAAACCUCUGUCAGAUAAAAUUCAAGAGCAGCGAUUACUAGACAUCGCUGAUAAAGAACAUAUCAAAAUUAGCAAUGAGGGACUAGCUCAUCUUGUUAAAGUGUCAGAAGGAGACUUAAGGAAAGCCAUUACAUUUCUUCAAAGUGCUACUCGAUUAACAGGUGGAAAGGAGGUCACAGAAAAGGUGAUCACAGACAUUGCUGGGGUAAUACCAGCUGAAACAAUUGAUGGAGUAUUUGCUGCAUGUCAGAGUGGCUCUUUUGACAAACUAGAAGCUGUGGUAAAGGACUUAAUAGAUGAGGGUCAUGCAGCAACUCAGCUUGUAAAUCAACUUCAUGAUGGGGUUGUAGAAAAUGAUAACCUUUCUGAUAAACAGAAAUCUGUUAUUACAGAAAAACUUGCUGAAGUUGAUAAAUGUUUAGCAGAUGGUGCUGAUGAACAUCUACAGCUGAUCGGCCUCUGCGCAACUGUCAUGCAGCAGUUAACUCAGAAUUGUUAAAACAUAUUCAGCAUGUAUUUUUGUGAACAAUUUAAAAUAAAAUGACUAAAGCACCUUUAAA